CGCGAGAGAGCCAGUCUACAGUUGGACGCCAGAGACACACACUGAGAAUACCACAUAGCGACACGCUACCAGUUCAGAGCUGAAGACUACUUUCGCCAAGACUGAUCGCACAAGUUGUGUUUUUUGAAGUGUUUUAGAGUCCAGACAUUUAGUAAUGGCCCAUCUCAAAGUGCUAUCACAUUCUACCUCACCACUGAGUGAUCUUCUGGGGCCCAUACCGACAGAAGAAGACGUGACGGAAACAUGGCUGGAAGACCCUACCGAAGCCCUCACCUGCUCGGUCUUGAGAAGAAGGGUCGAGGAGGAGGUUCGGAUGAACACUCACAACAGCGUUAUUCUGCCUCCCCAUCUCCUCGACCAAGUGACUGAACACGUCCAGUAUUUCGCCAAGGAUGAGCCUUGCGGGCUUAGAGGUUGCGUUCUAUUAGUUGUAUGGGACGACGGAGAAAACGGCGCCCAGCAAUUGGCACAGGUCAAAGCUGACACCGCCACACCAACCACUCACAUCCUAGUGCUGACCCUACGACCUGACACCACUGCCUGGUACACCAAAAUGGCCCGAAUGCUUAGGUCAUUAGACAAGAGAGAGAGGCGGCAGAUGGUCGUAUCCCCACAGUACGACUUGACCAAAAAACGCCUCUACAACUUCGAGGAUUAGAGUCCAAAGUCGUACGCGCUCUCCCAUUUAGUUUAGAUCACCGUCAAGCCAACGAGUACAAAAAACAAAACUAAACUUUGUGAGCAGUUGCCGAAAGGGAUUGGUUGCAAAAGCCUCCCUCCUCCUCCCCCUCCCCCCAUGCUUCUGAUCACUUAUAGCAGAGCGAGGAAGAAAGACGCCGUGAGACGCAGAGCCCAAGAGCAGCAACAGCAGAGAUUGCAGAAGAGCUGAAUCCGUUGCAGAUCACAGCGCAUUAGUUGCAUUUUGGGGACACUUCUGCCUGCUCAACCGGACAACCAACCACAAAUGCAAGAUCUUAAAAUUCAGAAGUCGUCAGUCGGACGCUACAAAAGGGGAUAUAUAUCCCCAUGGUCACAUCCUGUUGGAGAACUUCGGCAGCUGUUCAUAUCAUCACCAUCAUCAUAAUGACAUCUUCAUCCUCAUUAUCAUCACUUUAGUUAGAUCAUUCUGGACAUCCAUUAUCAUUGCUUGGUUAAGUCGUUCUUAAUGAGUUAUUGAGAAGGAUAUGGCAGGGCUGCUGAUCAUAUUAUUGCAGUAUAUAUCAUCUCAUUUUCAUCAGAGAAAGUUUAUUGAGCUCAUCAGCACAUUCUCCAUUUCACAGUCAUUCUAGGAACUCGGAUACUCAAUCUUAGAUUGUAAGAAAUGCCUGGAGAAAAACGAAUAUAUAUGUUAUGUUAUGUUAUGAGAGGUUUUAUCGAUUCAUGGUCCUAUGUUAUGAGAAGAACUCAUGUUUCAUUAUGAGGGGAUCUCAUGUUUUAUCAUUCACGGUCUUCCCUCGAUCUCAUACACAUGCAUCUCUUUUUUUUUUUUUUUUUUUUUUUUUAGUCACGUAUCACUUUUAGUUGACGUAUCAUCUUAGCUCAUAUUCAUGUACCAUUUUCAAUUCAUGUACCAUUUUCGAUUCAUGUCUGUUACAUAAGAUUUAUCGAAAUUCAUCUUGUAAUUCUCAUUAUUUAAAAACUUUUUUAUCUUAAUCUUUUCUUGUAAUCAUUAUCCGUAACAGCUUUAAUUUUUAAUCAUAUCGGUUGACAAUGUAAUCGUAAGACUCAUAACAUCACUCGUUAGUUUCUUGAUGAGUUGUAUUAUUUACUUAUAACAAACGUACGACGAUUUGACUUGUCAGAUAAUACGAAGGUAACACUAAACUAUAACGUGCAUGGAAGUUUAGUAUUAUAAUAAUAAUAACCGUUAGAGGAUCAUCCUUAAAUGUGUAAGCUUUGUAGUAGUGGGACGACUACGUUGCCAAAUGAGUUUGUAACUCUUAGUAUUUUUAUUGUCAGAAGUCAUCAAAUGAUGUAAAUGUGAAAAUAACGUUAAAAAAUACAGUCACUUUUGUGCAAUGUUGUACGACAGCGAAAGCUGUUUUCAGGAUACAAACUUUUAUUACUCGUUCUGUAUUACUGUUAGCUCCAGAAUUUUGUAACAUGAAAGCUAGAAUUCAGAAUUGAAUGUACUGUUUAACAGGGAUACUAUGUAACAUAUAUAAAAUGUGAAUCACUUCCCAAUUCACGAAGGUGUUGUCAUGUAACCUGGAGCUAAUUGAUAUUUAUUAACCUAGUCAGAUGAUAAGCUUCAUUGUGAUAAUACUUCUGUUACUUUGUGAUAUUUUUUAUACUAUAAUAAAUGGUACAAAUGAUGAAAAAUA
Messenger RNA from Macrobrachium nipponense, 2324 nucleotides. RefSeq names its product protein scylla-like. The transcript has 4 exons. Gene Ontology annotation, biological process: apoptotic process; regulation of TOR signaling; negative regulation of signal transduction. The record is from RefSeq and is a predicted model, not a curated record. Bases 155 to 658 code for a protein of 167 amino acids. Gene Ontology annotation, cellular component: cytoplasm. Lineage: Eukaryota; Metazoa; Arthropoda; Malacostraca; Decapoda; Palaemonidae.